This is a messenger RNA of Coccinella septempunctata (seven-spotted ladybird), 3525 nucleotides long. Its product is annotated as zinc finger protein 616-like. Gene Ontology annotation, molecular function: zinc ion binding. The coding region runs from base 141 to 3374 and encodes 1077 amino acids. The transcript is spliced from 13 exons. Gene Ontology annotation, cellular component: nucleus. The record is from RefSeq and is a predicted model, not a curated record. Lineage: Eukaryota; Metazoa; Arthropoda; Insecta; Coleoptera; Coccinellidae.
AUUUACCAACAAAAGAUUUAAAGCAGCGACAAACUCUGAUUUAAAGUAUUUGAACUCUGGUAUCAAAUCAACCCUUCUCCAAAGCAAAUAUUGGAGAGUGUCUCUAUUCUUCUGUUGUUUGUUUAUUUUCCUUAUUAAUUAUGCCGUCUACUUGUUGUGUGAUGAACUGUAGUAGUAGGGCUAGUCGAGACCUUGUUAAUUUCUUUAGAUUACCUGCAAUUCGAAGGUUCAAACACAAAGAAUUAUUGAAUGAGUUGGCUGCGAUCAGAAGAGCCAAGUGGUUCGACAUCCUCAAUUUAAAUGACCGGACAGAUGCACAAUUAAAACAUGCGAGAAUCUGUUCGAGGCAUUUUCAUCAAGGAAAACCUGCAGAUUUGAAGGACACUUCGCAUCCCGAUUGGGUUCCCUCUUGCAAUUUGAUACUUCCGAAAUUCAUAAGGAAAAAAAAAGAGAUAAAGAAAAAACAUGCUCCUAGUAAAUUACCAUCUUCUCAGAAAAAAGCAAAGCAGAGUUCUAAAACUCAUUACAAGAAAAAAGUGCAACCUCAGCAAAAAGAAACAGUGGUAAAAAGAAGAAGACGGAGAAAUAAAAAACAAACAAAAAAAGUCAAUAAAAAAUACACUGAAGAAAAAGGUGCAAAAAUUGACUUUGAAACCAAAAAACUUGACUCAGACACUGAAACUGCUGAUGAAUUUGGUGAAGAAUCUGAAGACUACAGAACUCAUACAAAUCAGGUGAUAGAUGCUACGAAACAGUUUUUGGAAACUGGAGGAAACGAGAUUUCUGUUGUUUAUUAUGACAAUGAAGACAAGGUUACUGCUGAUGAAGAGGAGCUAGACUUUCCUAAGACAUUGGAUAUUGAAUUAUUGGAUACUGAAUCUUCAGAGGAAAUUUUACAAAUGCGUUUUAAUACAGUUUAUGUUAGAGAAACUGGGUCAAAUUAUCUAGCAAACAGAAUGGUUUCAGAUGAUCAAGAACCUAAUGACACUGAAAACACAGGAAGUGGAUCAAAUUAUUUUGAGAACUCUGUGUUUCUAGAUGAUCAGGAGUCUAGCGACACUGAUAGCUCGAUUACGCAUGAUUUUUUGAAUUUCGAAGAUGUGAUGUCUGCAGGUUUAAUAAACCAUAAUUCCCUUUGUUUAAUAUGUAAUGGAAGUUGUAUUACUUCGAGAAAUUCAAUACAGAUAUUCAAUGAGGAGACCACAACUUGCUCUGAAAAACCAUUGAUAGCUAUUCUAUCCAGAGUUUUGGAUAAGGAUAUCACCGUACAAUCUGUACACUCUAAAUUGAUAUGCAAAAAAUGUUUCAAAUUAUUUGAUGAACUAGAUGAACUGGAAAUGAGAUGUGAUGAGAUAAGAGGAGAACUUAUAAGGAAUUAUAAGCUUUCUAGUCAAAAAAAUUCUCUAGAAAAUUCAGAUUUGAAGGAGAGAAGUGAAAAUUUAUCUGAUAAAGGAAAACCACCUUCAGGAAAUAAUAAAAAUUUUUUAUCAUCAAGGACUUCUCACAAGAAUGAGGGUCAGAGCAAACAAAAUUUGCCUACAAUCGAAGACAUCGACGAGGAACUCUUCCAAAUACAAAAGGAAAAAGUUGAUAAUGAGUUAGACCAAUCUGAUAAUUCUGAAUCUGACUUUAUGCAAUUAAGAGAUGACGUUAUCGAUGAGGGAGCUUUAGAACAUAGUUCAGAUUCGGAAUAUGAUCCAUCGUGCAUUCAAGACACCUCAGAAGAUUUGGAAGAACGUCAGAAAAGUAUCACAAGCCAAGAUUUGAAGAAACCGAAUAUAUUGAAGAAAGCUGCCUUGGAUAAUUUGAAACCUGUGAAAGAGGAGUUUGAAGUUAUUGUUUCUAGAGAUGGUGAUGAUUACACAUGUUCAGUUUGCGAAAAUGAGCCGUAUGUCGGUGAUCGUAAAACUAUAAUAACGCAUAUGAAAACGAUCCAUAAUCUCAGGUUGUACAUUUGCGAUGUUUGCGGUUUAGAUUUUAGGAAACGGAAUGAAUUGUCAGCUCAUUUGGAUGAACAUGUGGAGAUGGAAGAAGGCGACUUCCAAUGUGAAAUUUGCAAUAGGAUUUUCAGCAAUUUGAGGUUAUUCAGGAUACACAAGAGGAUGCACGCGCCCCAGCACAAGGCGUGGGAAUGCGAAGAAUGCGGAAAGAAAUACAGUUCCAAAAAUCUCCUCGAUGAACACCGUAACAUACAUUCCGGCGUUCGACCGUAUGUUUGUGAUAAAUGCGGCAAAGACUUCGCCUCUAAGUAUACUUUCAAGGCUCACGAAAAAACGCACGAGAUCAGACCCCGUCCCUAUCUGUGCGGACAGUGCCCCAAAACGUUCCUCAGUCAGCAGAAUUUGACGCAGCACGAACGAACCCACCUCGGGAUCAAAGAGUAUUCCUGUCAUCUGUGCGGGAAGCAGUUCGGAUCGGCCCAUAAUCUGGAGGUGCACUCGAUAGUCCAUACGGGGUACAAGCCGUUCGCCUGCGGCCUGUGCGGGAAGGCGUUCGCCAGGAAGGCCGAGAUCAGGGACCACGAAAGGACGCAUACCGGAGAGAGGCCUUUCCAGUGUGAGUUCUGCGGUGCGAGGUUCAGCCAGCGCAGCAACCUCCAAUCCCACAAGAGGGCCACCCAUUACGACGACAAGAGGCACAAAUGCGAACAGUGCGGAAAGGCGUUCAAGAGGAGACGUCUUCUGGAUUAUCACCUGAAGGCCGCCCAUACCGGCGAACGACCUUUCAAGUGCAAUAUCUGCGACGCCACCUUCGUUUAUCCGGAACAUUUCAAGAAGCAUCGCAGGAUUCAUACCGGUGAGAAACCUUUCUUGUGCGAAGUUUGCGGGAAAGCCUUCAACAGCCGCGAUAACAGGAACGCGCACAGGUUCAUCCACUCCGACAAGAAGCCCUACGAAUGCCUGGUAUGCGGCACCGGCUUCAUGAGGAAACCCCUCCUCUAUCAACACAUGCAAGCUCAAGGUCACCUGAACGAUACCAUAGUGGUCAAUCAGCCACGUCUCACCACGGACGACGACCAAUUGGUGACGGUCAACGAGGAGGGCGAGAUGGAAAUAGUCGAUCCGAGCGUGAACCCCGAGGACUCCAAGUUGUACAUAGCGGAACACAUAUUGGCCGAGGAGGAGUUGGUGGAGAGGGAGGAAGACGGUCAUAUAGAGCAUAUUAUUAUAGACGGUCAACAUAUCACUUUUAAAGAGGGCGAGGCAGAGUAUGCCACCGGCGAUCUGGAAGAAAUCAUCCAGGGUAGUAUUUUAUCGGAAGGUGAGACUCAGAUAGUUCAAACGGAGGAGGGGCCCAUGCAGCUGGUUAAGGUGAGGAUACCGGACGAGAAUGGGGGCGAGCAGGAGGCCUGGGUCAAGUUGAUGUCGGAAUAGUUAUCUGUAAAUAUUAUAUAAGUUGUACAUAUUGUAAGUUGUUGAGAUUUGUAUACAUGUAGGUUAAUCCGAAAAUUGAAGUUUGAAACCAAAGAGACUUUGCUUCGAUGAGUAUUCCUUUCUAAAUGUUUUAAUAUAAUUAUAAGUUUUA